GUGCCGGUUUCGCAAUCGCAAGCAGCCCCCCCUCUUUCUCUCACUCCAUCAGCCCGGAGAGAGAAUUGAGAGAGAGGGAAAAAGAGUGGGGCCCGGCUAGGCCCGCGCCUCUUUCCCCCCUCACCCCGGAUCGAUACCGGGCCAGGUUUAGCUUUUGAUUGAUCCGUGUGAAGAUUGUUCUGGCAACAAUCUUGGAAACCCAUAUUUUACUCCAUCUUCUAAAUCAUACAGUGGGUUUGAAGAAGAGUCUGUCCAAAUGAGCAAGACAUCACAGCAGAACUCAACUGCAGAAACCAAUGGAGUAAGUGUAAUCUUCACCCAAGCACACACCAGUGGGUUGCAACAGGUUCCUCAAUUGGUGCCUGUUAGUCCUGGAGGGGGAGGGAAAGCGACACCUCCCAGCAAGCAGGGCAAGAAGAAUUCUGCCCUUGAUAGGAACAGCGAUGAAUACCGCCAGCGCAGGGAACGAAACAACAUGGCGGUGAAAAAGAGCCGCUUGAAGAGCAAGCAGAAGGCCCAGGACACACUCCAGAGGGUCAACCAGCUUAAAGAAGAAAAUGAACGUUUGGAGGCCAAAAUCAAACUCCUAACAAAGGAGCUGAGUGUGCUCAAAGACUUGUUUCUUGAACAUGCCCACAACUUCACAGACAGUGUACAACCUGUUGGCACUGAGAGCACCCCGACAAACCCAGAUGGCACUGGACAGUAGAUUUGCUUGCCUAGUCCAUAGGCAGGGUAGAGCGGGCACUGCCCUCCUAACAUGUCAGAUUCAAAAACAAAGAAGGACCUUUUCUUCUAAUCUUUGUAACUGUCAUUUUGUGGGUGUCUUUUUUUAAAUAGUAGGCUUAACACUGAAGGGGGAUGAAUCUAGUAAACUACAACCUGUUUAUUAAGUAUUUGUUGGAGCAAAAUGAUUAAUGUGCUAUUUGCUCUGGUGUUUUUGAAUAAGGAAAAAGUGUCAAAAUUGGCAAGCAUCCAAUCCCCAAUAUUGCCUUUACGGUGGCUGAAACUUUUAGUUGAUUCAUAACUUAGGUUAUUAAUUUUAAAACCUUCUAAUUAAAAGGGCAGCAGGGUUUUUUCCCAAAAAGAUUACAUUAUUUUUAAUAUAAGGAGUUGCAAAAAUCAUGGAAAGCCGGUACCAUCUUAGGAAAGUAAUUCCUCUGUCUUUUAAGGUGGUGACUGCUUGCAGUGCAUGCUUUUUCUUAAACCGCUUUUUGUGCAGAUUUAUACAAAUUGGUCAACUCAGGCUUCAACUCAGUCAGUGUGGUGUAGUGGUUAAGAGCGAGGACUCUGAUUUGGAGAACUGGGUUUGAUUCCCCACUCCUCCUCCACACAAAGCCAGCUGGGUGACCUUGGGUCAGUCACAGUUCUCUCAGAAUUCCCUCAGCCCCACUUACCUCACAAGGUGCCUGUUGUGGGGAGAGGAAAGGAAGGCGAUGGUAAGCUGCUCCAAGACUUCAGGUAGUGAAGAGCAGGGUAUAAUGCCAACUCUUCUAAUUUGGGGGACAGCCCUAACCAAGUUAAUUGAUUUGACUUCAGUAUAGUAUCAAAACAAAUAUGCACAGCAUAGAAAACAGACUUAAUUUUAAAUCAAGUGAUGGUUGGCUCAACACUGGUUAAGAACCUUUUAAAAUUUUAGCUGAUUUGGGGGGGGGGAAUGGGGGGGGUAGUGUCAGUCUCCUUUCAUGUUUGAAGCCCAAAUCUUGCUGACUACAGCUUUCAUAGUUUAUGCAUAGUAAGAAAGAGAGGCUUUUACUAUUCUUUGGACCUGUUGAGAAGUUGUUUCACCUGUAGGGGGAUUGGUGGCUGUUCUUAAGACAUUAGGGUGGAUGAGAAGAAGGGGUGAGGGCUCUCAGAGAGACUUAGAAAUUGUGUCCAUGAGCUUUGUGGGAUAACUAGCAACCUGCAGGCGAGCUGAACAUAUUUCAAGGACAAUCCUGAAGUGUCAUUACAACCAGGAACCCCUAACCCUCUGUCUGUUAAUAGAUCCAGGUGGACAGCCAUAUUGGUCUGAAUAGUAGAACAAAUUUUGAGUCCAGUGGCACCUUUAAGACCAACAUUGUUUUUAUUCAAGGUGUGAGUUUUUAUGUGUACGCACACACCCUCAGACACUUUCUUCUGUUUGUUGGUUUGCCUGCUACAGUAGCGUUACAUUGUAAAGAAGGGUGUAAUCCUGACUAUACAUGUGUAAAUGGCACUGUUUCUACCAAGCAGCCCAGGGCCUUGACUAAUUCUUUGUAGACUUACUGCUGGCUACCCUGUGGGCUGAACCAGGUUGGGUGGUUUAAUAGCUUGCAGAAUUACAAGCAAAUUUGGGGUAAUUUAUUUUUGUUAAUAGGAAGUUGUCCUCAUAUGGCUACCGAGCAGCAACAUUUUAAAUUCUUCUUUCCCUUUGGAUCUCCUUGCAGGGUGUUAGCUUUUUUCAAAUAAUUUUCAAAUAUUGGUUAAUAAGCCCCUUAUACAUUUGUUGUCGUAUAGGAAACUUACUACGUGAAACAAAGCAGGGACGUUAAUGUAACCUUAUGUUAAUUUAUUUUCUGUUUAAAAUAUUUUCAUUCAUGGUAUGUUUGCAUAUGAUUGGACUGCCACAAAUGACUGUUUUAUACCUCCCCUUCCUUUCCAGUCAUUGUGUUGUAUAUGUACUUAGAAAGACUGGUAAAAAUUCAGUCAUGAUGAUAAAAAAUUAAAAAAAAACCCUCCUACACAAA
Heteronotia binoei (common prickly gecko) is the source of this 2708-nucleotide messenger RNA. It is a transcript of the gene CEBPG, whose product is annotated as CCAAT enhancer binding protein gamma. The record is from RefSeq and is a predicted model, not a curated record. Gene Ontology annotation, molecular function: DNA-binding transcription factor activity, RNA polymerase II-specific; RNA polymerase II cis-regulatory region sequence-specific DNA binding. Bases 257 to 709 code for a protein of 150 amino acids. The transcript has 2 exons. Gene Ontology annotation, biological process: regulation of transcription by RNA polymerase II; DNA-templated transcription. NCBI's taxonomy places the organism in Eukaryota, Metazoa, Chordata, Lepidosauria, Squamata, Gekkonidae.